Messenger RNA from Telopea speciosissima, 1438 nucleotides. Its product is annotated as pentatricopeptide repeat-containing protein At4g38150-like. The transcript has a single exon. Gene Ontology annotation, molecular function: protein binding. NCBI's taxonomy places the organism in Eukaryota, Viridiplantae, Streptophyta, Magnoliopsida, Proteales, Proteaceae. The record is from RefSeq and is a predicted model, not a curated record. The coding region runs from base 1 to 1272 and encodes 423 amino acids.
AUGCCAGGUAACGUUUCUAGGCUCAUUCUCUCCAGACUGUUCAAAUCUCUCCCUCAUUGCUCUGAAAGAUCUUCGACCAAUCAUUCAACCAUACCUUUACUGCACCAUUUUAGUACUAUUCAUGAUGGGCGCGCAAGGAGAGAAAGAAGAAAUGAUGCACCAGAUCUCCUCCGAGAAUUCGAGUCUGGUUCUGAUGAGGGUUACAAUAAGGACGAAAGAAGGAACCAGAACCCCCAAAAUCCUCCAGAGCCAAUACCCAACAGACCAUUGAGAGGAGAAAAACCACGCAACCCGUCCGAAAACCUUUUCCCCAGAAAAUCCGAGCUCGGGUACGAUAGUGAUGAUGAUGGUGGUGGUCAAAGAAUGAGAGGAUCUCACCGUAUUCCUCUUACCCAAUUACAAAAUAAACCCAUGAGAGGAGGGAAGAGAGACGAGAAGUCCUAUUCUGAUCCUUUCACCCGGAAACUCGACUUUGGCGACACCCUCGAUUUUGACGAAAAGAUGAACCAAGCCAAUGAAAAUUCUCCUGUUCAAUUCAAUGAAAGAUUCAAGAGAGGUGAGAAGACAGACAAUCAACUCGAAAAUAGUUUCCUUGAGAAGUUCAAGAUUGGUGUAGACAAGAAGGAAGAGCCGCAACAAAAUACUCCCAGCCUAACCUUCGAGAAGACUGAAGACAAAGCAGCAUCCGACACACAAGUGACACAACCAGAAGAUGCCGAUGAGAUUUUCAAGAAAAUGAAGGAAACUGGCCUCAUCCCAAAUGCUGUGGCCAUGCUUGACGGCCUCUGCAAGGAUGGGCUAGUACCAGAAGCUAUGAAGCUCUUUGGGUUAAUGCGCGAGAAGGGUACCAUCCCAGAAGUUGUAAUUUACACGGCUGUGGUCGAGGGGUUCUGCAAGUCUCAUAAGUUUGAUGAUGCCAAGAGGAUUUUCAGGAAGAUGCAGAACAAUGGUAUUUCUCCGAACGCAUUCAGUUACGGGGUAUUGGUUCAGGGACUAUGUAAAGGGAGGAGGUUGGAGGAUGCUGUUGAGUUCUGUGUCGAGAUGUUGGAGGCUGGUCAUUCUCCAAAUGUGGUAACCUUUGCGGGCUUGGUUGAUGGAAUUUGUAAAGAAAAAGGACUGGAGGAAGCCGGAAACAUUAUUGGGAGGUUAAGGGAGAAAGCGUUCUUUGUUGAUGAGAAGGCUGUCAAAGAGCAUUUGGAGAAGAAGGGACCUUUCUCACCGAUGGUGUGGGAAGCUAUCUUUGGGAAGAAAAUCUCACAAAAACCGUUCUAGAUAUACUUAGUUGAAUGAAAGAUUGUAAGUUCUAGUUUUUGACUCUCUUUUAUUCAAACUGUUCGGCAAUAUGAUUUGAGGUAUAGCAAAGGAACAUUUUCGCCCAUAUUGUUAACUUUCAGGAUUGAAAAUAUUUGAUUGAAUUGCCAUGGCUGUUUCAUGUCAA